Messenger RNA from Myotis myotis, 867 nucleotides. RefSeq names its product DnaJ heat shock protein family (Hsp40) member C24 (gene DNAJC24). Lineage: Eukaryota; Metazoa; Chordata; Mammalia; Chiroptera; Vespertilionidae. Gene Ontology annotation, molecular function: ferrous iron binding; ATPase activator activity. Gene Ontology annotation, biological process: positive regulation of ATP-dependent activity. Bases 144 to 593 code for a protein of 149 amino acids. The record is from RefSeq and is a predicted model, not a curated record. The transcript has 5 exons.
CGACUGGAAACGUGGUCACGUAAGUGCAAUAACUUCCGGCGGAAAAAGAAGCCGGUUCCGAGUUUUGGCCGACCGGUAGCGAGGAGUCUGUUCCGACGCCUCUAUGAAGUUUGCUGAUCAGAGAAGGCCCACUUGUUCAGUGGAUGAUGGCAUUUGGGCAGAUACCAAAAAAGGAUUGGUACAGCAUUCUGGGGGCAAACCCAUCUGCAAGUAUGGCUGACCUAAAACAAAAGUAUCAAAAACUCAUAUUAAUGUAUCAUCCAGACAGACAAAGUGCAGAUGUGCCUGCAGGAACGGUGGAGGAAUGUAUACAGAAGUUCAUCGAAAUUGAUCAGGCAUGGAAAAUUCUAGGGAAUGAAGAGACAAAGAAGGAGUAUGACCUGCAGCGGCAUGAAGAUGACCUAAGAAAUAUGGGACCAGUAGGUGCUCAAGUAUAUCUUGAAGAAAUGUCUUGGAACAAAGAUGAUCAAUCUUACUCUCUGAGUUGCCGUUGUGGUGGAAAAUACAGUGUUUCUAAGGAUGAAGCCGAAGAAGUUACCCUGAUUUCUUGUGAUACAUGUUCACUAAUUAUAGAACUCCUCCAUUGUAGCUGAAAUUAUUCACUAAAUGGAUUCCCUUAACUGUAUAUUCAGACAUGUUGAGGAAAGUCCAUUCCAGCUUUAUACAUUCAAGCAACUGUCUAAAGUUGAUAAAAAAGGAACCUUUUUUUGUCAGCUGUUAUUUGCAAAGAAAAUGUAAGCUUGUCAAGCAAAGUCUAACCCACAUUAAUAGAAAAUUAAUUUAGCUCUUUAUGUUUACUAGUAGCCCUGUGCACGAAUCUGUGCACCAGUAGCUCGCCAGUAGCUUGCUGCCGCCCUCCAGUAGCUC